This is a messenger RNA of Truncatella angustata, 2475 nucleotides long. Its product is annotated as DNA repair helicase RAD25. Gene Ontology annotation, biological process: nucleotide-excision repair; transcription initiation at RNA polymerase II promoter. The record is from RefSeq and is a predicted model, not a curated record. Gene Ontology annotation, cellular component: transcription preinitiation complex; transcription factor TFIIH holo complex; nucleotide-excision repair factor 3 complex. The transcript has a single exon. Gene Ontology annotation, molecular function: 3'-5' DNA helicase activity; DNA binding; hydrolase activity. Bases 1 to 2475 code for a protein of 824 amino acids. Lineage: Eukaryota; Fungi; Ascomycota; Sordariomycetes; Amphisphaeriales; Sporocadaceae.
AUGCCGCCAAAGAGGAAGGCCUCGACAGGCGUGCAGGGUGUGUCCAAGACGGGCAGGACCUCGGCCGUUUCGACCCCCGGGCCGACCACUCCUCGAGACCUUGAUAGCGACGAAGACGAUUCCGACUCCCCCGGCCCCAACGAGCUUCCGCCGCAGGAAGACAUACAGAAUGCUGUAGACCGCUUCUCUUUGGCCCAUUACCAGGAUCAAACCAUACGAGGGCCCAUCGACCACGCCAGCAGACAUUUCGGCAAUGGAAGGCGCGAUUUCUCCUACCUGAGCCUGAAGCCUGACCACAAGGACCGCCCUAUCUGGAUUGACCCCCAACGAGGCCGCAUCAUCCUCGAGAACUUCAGCCCUCUCGCUGAAACCGCAAAGGACUUCCUCAUCACGGUCGCUGAGCCUCUAUCGCGCCCAACCUUUCUACACGAAUACUCUUUGACUACCCACAGUCUGUACGCCGCCAUUUCCGUUGGUCUGCAGGCUAGCGACAUCAUUGCGACACUGGACCGUUUCUCCAAGACGGAGCUUCCUGGCUCUAUUCGCGCCUUCAUCGCCAACUCAACAUCUGCCUACGGCAAAGUGAAGCUCGUCAUCAAGAACACCAAAUACUACGUCGAGAGUAGUGAUCCAGAAGUCCUGCAGAAGCUGUUGAAAGACCCUGUCAUCGGACCAUGCCGUGUCCAGGGCACCGAUAUCACCACAACCACUUCGAACAUGCCUAGUGUCGUCAUUCCUGGUACCAUGAACGCUGCUGGUGUCAAGCAGGUCAAGCCUAGUGAGAAGUCGCAGGAAGACAUUCUCCCUGACCAAGCCAUGCAGACCCUGAGGGAAGAUGACGACGACGACGAUAAUCAGGAGGCAGCACACGCAUUCGAAAUCCCUGACAGUGCCGUCGAAACCGUACAGAAGCGAUGUCUUACCAUCCAGUACCCUAUUCUGGAAGAGUACGACUUCCGUAACGACGAUCGGAACGCGAAUCUCGACAUCGAUCUGAAACCCAAUACGCAGAUUAGAUCUUACCAAGAGAAAAGCCUCAGCAAGAUGUUUGGCAACGGCCGAGCGAAAAGCGGCAUCAUUGUGCUGCCCUGUGGCGCAGGGAAAACGCUGGUCGGCAUUACUGCUGCAUGCACAAUCAAGAAAGGCUGUAUUGUCCUUUGUACAAGCACCAUGUCUGCUCAUCAAUGGCGACAGGAAUUCUUGAAGUGGUCAAACAUUCAUCCAAAGGACAUUACAGUUUUUACCGCAGAAAAGAAGACCAAAUUUGAAGGAAACACGGGCAUUAUCGUAACGACCUACCCCAUGGUGACUCAAUCCGGCAAACGAGCACAUGAUUCGCAGAAGAUGAUGGAUUUUCUUACUAGUCGAGAAUGGGGUCUAAUGCUCCUUGACGAGGUUCACGUUGUUCCGGCCAACAUUUUCCGCAAAGUUUCAUCACAUAUCAAGAGUCACUCCAAACUGGGCCUUACUGCUACUUUACUAAGGGAAGACGACAAGAUUGGAGACCUUAACUUCCUUAUUGGGCCCAAGCUCUACGAAGCAAACUGGAUGGAACUGUCGGAACAAGGGCAUAUUGCCAAAGUGCAAUGUGCAGAGGUGUGGUGUCCAAUGACAACGGAAUUCUACGAUGAAUACCUCAGGACCACCGACCGCGGUUUAAAGUCGAAUUUGUACAUUAUGAAUCCCCGCAAGAUCCAGGCUUGUCAAUUCCUGAUCGACUACCACGAGAAACGAGGAGAUAAGAUUAUCGUCUUUUCAGACAAUGUUUAUGCCUUGAAAGAAAUCGCUUUGGCACUCGGCAAGGCCUACAUCUGUGGAGCCACUGGUAACAAUGAACGUUUACGAAUUCUGGAGAACUUCAUGUACAACCCCCUGGUGAAGACGGUCUUCCUCUCCAAGAUUGGAGACACAUCCCUAGAUCUGCCCGAAGCGACGUGCUUAAUCCAGAUAUCAUCUCAUUACGGUUCCCGGCGUCAAGAAGCACAGCGUCUGGGUCGUAUCCUAAGAGCUAAACGCAGAAACGACGAGGGCUUCAAUGCCUUCUUCUACUCGCUCGUGUCUAAAGAUACGACUGAAAUGUACUACUCGACCAAGCGCCAAGCUUUCCUGGUCGACCAAGGCUAUUCCUUCAAGGUCAUCACGCAACUUGCGGGCAUGGAAAACAUGGAUAAUCUUAUAUUCAAAUCACCGACAGAGAGACGGGAACUAUUACAAAAGGUCAUCGUCGAUACCGAGGCCAAGCGGGGGAUGGACGAUGAAGACGCUACCGACGAUCUCUUUUAUGCAAACAAGGGCAGCAAAAGGGGCGUCAGGCGCAUGGCUGGCACUCUUGGGGAACUCAGCGGUGGUCAGGAUAUGUCGUACAUCGAGCAGAGAAAGAGCAUGAACAAAUCGCUCAAGAAGAAUGCUAAGCAGAGCGACUUCUUCAAGAAGCAUUAUAGGGAGGUUGCUAGAAACAAGGACAAGGCGCGAUGA